AUGAAUUCGAAUUCAAAAUCUCUCUCUAAUUCCAUUAAGAAGGAUCUCUACUUACAAGCAUGCAAAUUGAAGAACAAUUCUAUAGAUAGUGAAGCUGAAUCCUAGCUCAAUGAAUUAAUUGACUCUCUCAAAACAUCUGAAGUUAUUCAAUAUGUUGAACAAUAAAGGGAUUAAUUGCAAAAAAUAUUUCAUGCUUGGAGACUUCAAACUGCCAAGACUUAUGAUGUUUAUUAAGUGGCCAAUUUUAUUGAAACUAAGAGAAUUAAAGUCUUAAAAAUGCUUUUUAAUCAUUGGCAUUAAUAUAUUGAGUAGAUUCAGAUAAAAUAAGUUAUGCUUUUUAGAUUCAAAACAAAAAGAGAUAAAAGAGUUAAAAAUAUUUUAAUCAAAGCCUGGAGUUCUGUUGUUUAUUGUAUGUAACAAAAGUAAAUUAAAAAUUAUGAUGCCCAAUAAUUAUACAUCAAAAACACAAAAAAAACAUAUUUUCAUUAAUGGUGCAAGUUUAUAAAAUAAACACAAAAUGAUAUCGUAGCAGAAUAAGAAUUAAUUCAUCGAUAAUAAAUCAAAUUAUACUCCAAAUAUUUUGCCAUUAUGAAAAUCAAAUUGCAUUAAACAGAAAAUUACUUAGAACAAUAUGCUAUAAAUAAAAAAAAACAAAGGCUUUAAAAUAUUUUUUUAUUUUGGUUCAAAUUUGCAUAGUAUAAGAUCAACUAAAAAUUAUAAGUUCAAGGAUUUAUCAAAAAACGAAAUUUAACUAUCUCGUAUGAAAUUCUUAUAUUUCUCAAAAAUUAAACUGAACAACAUAUGAUUAUUAGAAGACAAAAAAAAUUAGCAUAUUAUGGAAGAUGGAAAAUGCUUGUGCAAAAAUCUUUUUAUACUUUAUAAAAAUAUAAGGGAUCACAAUAAAGUAAACGAUAUCUACAAAGAAUUAGAAAAGAUAAUCUAUUGAAAUUAGCAAUAUUUACUCUUAGAGAUACUAAAAAUUUGGUUUAGAAAUAUAAGGAUAUUGAGAAGAGUCUUUCUGAAAAGAAAUUGAAAUAACUCUUCUAUUAUUUAUAAAAUUAUACUUAAAGGCAAAAAUAUAAAAAAUACUCUAUUGAAUUUGCACAAUUAUUUAGAUGUAAAUUAUUAUAGAAAAAGUUAUUUUCAUAAUUAAAGUUAUAUCAUAAUUAUAGGAUUAAAAAAAGAGAUAUGAAUGAAAAAAUGAUGCAACUACAUCUAGUGAAAUUUUGCAAAAAUAUUUUGCAAAAAUGGAAGUUGUAUAAUUAGUAAACUCAUCAAAAAAAACUUAUCAUUUAAUAAAUAGAAUUCAGUAAUUAGUAUAGAAUAAAAAAACAAAUAUUCAAAAUUAUGUCUAAAAAACAAUGA
Molecule: messenger RNA, 1365 nt
Organism: Paramecium sonneborni
Lineage: Eukaryota; Ciliophora; Oligohymenophorea; Peniculida; Parameciidae
Source: the annotation of a GenBank genome assembly